GAGCCAAAAGGGUUUGAGGUCAUCUUUAAAUCUCCCACAUUCUGCAAUGGAAAAGGAUAGCAGACCAUCGUGGGACAAUCCUACGCAGUUUGUCCUGGCUUGCGUGUCUUUCGCCGUGGGACUGGGGAAUGUUUGGCGUUUCCCAUACCUCUGUCAAAUGCAUGGAGGGGGUGGCUUCCUGAUUCCCUAUCUUAUCAUGCUGGUGGUGGAGGGCGUGCCCCUCUUCUACAUGGAGCUGGCGAUUGGACAGAAGAUGCGACAGGGCAGCAUCGGGGCAUGGAGUGCCAUCAGCCCUUAUUUGGGGGGAGUGGGCAUUGCGAGUGUUGUGACGUCAGUAUACCUUUGCAUAUACUACAAUGUAAUCAUCGGCUGGGCCUUUUGGUACCUGUUCCACUCCUUCCAGACUGUGCUGCCCUGGGCAGAGUGCCCUGUCAAUGACAACCUGACGGGAAGGCUGGAGGAGUGUGAACUGGGCACACCCACGCAGUACUUCUGGUACAGGGAGACGCUGAACAUCACCUCCUCCAUUGAGGAGUAUGGAGGCAUCCACUCAGGCCAGGCUCUCUGCCUCAUGCUGGCCUGGCUGGUGAUCUACCUCUGCAUCAUCACAGGGGUCCAGUCCACAGGGAAGGUGGUGUAUUUCACUGCAACAUUCCCAUAUGUGGUUUUGACCAUUUACCUGAUCAGAGGUAUUACACUGAAUGGAGCAGUUAAUGGCCUCGCAUACAUGUUCACACCAAAGUUGGAGGAGCUGGUUAAUCCCAUGGCAUGGAUCAACGCCGCCACACAGAUCUUCUACUCGCUGGGCCUGGGGUUCGGCUCCCUUGUGGCCUUCGCCAGCUACAACCGCCAUCACAACAACUUCGAGCAGCAAACCAUCAUCGUGUCGCUGAUCAACAGCGGCACGUCCAUCUUCGCCAGCAUCGUCACCUUCUCCGUCUACGGCUUCAAGGCCACUUUCAACUACGAGACCUGCCUGGAAAGGGUGAGAAUGCUUCUCGUAAACUCCUUGGACGUGGCAGAGGACUCCAUCACCACAGACAACAUGACGCAUUGGUUGGCAGAGCUGAACAGCACACAUCCGGACCAGUGUUCUGCUUUGGCCUCUAAGCUGGAGAGCUGCAGCCUGCAAUCUGAACUAGAUACGGCUGCGGAAGGCACAGGCCUGGCGUUCAUCGUGUUCAGCGAGGCCAUUAAGAACAUGCCCCUGUCCCAGCUGUGGUCCGUGCUCUACUUCUUCAUGCUGCUGACGCUGGGGGUGGGUAGCAUGCUGGGAAACAUCACAGGCAUCACCACCCCACUGCACGACACCAAGCUCCUGUCCAGAUACCUCAGCAAGGCGACCAUCAACGGUUUGGUUUGUGUCCUCGGUCUGAUCCUCGGCCUGGGAUUCACCACCCGCUCCGGGAACUACUGGUUCGGCAUCUUCAAUGACUACUCCUGCACCUUCUCAUUGCUCCUCAUCGUGCUCAUUGAGAUCAUCAGUGUCUGUUACAUCUACGGCCUGAAAAGGUUUGAAAAAGACAUUGAGGACAUGAUUGGUCACCGGCCCAAUUGGUACUGGAAGAUCAUGUGGGUAGCCAUUAGCCCAAUCAUCAUAAUUGGGCUGUUCGUGUUCUAUGUCUCCAACUACAUAAUGGGCGGAACAUACACUUACCACGCCUGGGACAAAGACCUGGGCAGGUCAGUACCCAAGGAGUACCCAAUGAGCGCUCAGGUGGUCAUCAUCCUCCUGCUACUGUCCUCUGUCUGUUGCAUGCCGCUGACAGCCCUCUACACCUACUGCAAGAAGGAGCCCAAAGAAGGUGUCGUCAGUUGCCCUUUGACCUCUGAAGAAAUUUCCUGAAAGAAGGGGUGAUAGCCAAGAGACUCAUUUCUGCAGUGAGACCUCUAACCAGUAGCAUUCACCCAUCAGGACAAAUUUAAGAGGUUCAUAUCAUCAUCAUUCUGUCAUUUUUGGAAAAACCAGGCAAUUGUUUGGGUUUAUUUUUCUCUCAAGUAAGAUUCUCCAGAAAUCCAAGCAGGUCUUUCAGAAUGUUUUAUUAUGAAAGUUGUAUUCAUUCAUGAAAUGCAUUAACUUAAUUCUUCAGUAACUUUCUUAGUUUGGGUCAUUUUUCUCCAGUGUUUAUUCUGGUUCAAUAGAUGUACAACUAUUGGUUCUUAAGUUUUGCAAUUAAUGUUUAUUCAUACACAUACAGGUUUUUACCAUGGACCAAAGCGAUUUAAAACAUUAUUUCACCAGCAUUUUUUCCACACAUGAGUAAUUGAUAUCACAUUGAAUGUGGUUCAGAGGCAUGGACAUGCAGGAAAAUGCAAACCAGAAAACAAGGUUAGCUUCCCAUAUUUGUUCUGAUCUGCAAAAUUCAUCACACUGGAGGUAAAUUGAUUAAAUCUUGAUUAAAACAAAAGGUAUAAAACUUAAAUCGUAAUUCAAACAUUGCUGCCGAUAGCAUGUUUAGAUUUGUCUGUUCAAUUAGAGGGUUCCCCAAAAAUCAACACUGGAAUAGACAUGCUCCUCAUUGAACACCAAAAUAAAGGUUUUUCUUUUAAUCAAUCAUUAUGUUAGAUUCUGGUGUAAAUUGGUGGCCCAAAAUAAAUCUUCAGUGUUCUCUUGUAUUAAACGUACAAUCGGUAAGAUUUUGGUGUUAAAACAUUGUUACAAGUCUAUUGUAAAUCCCUUCCGAUCAUUGAAAUACUCACGGACAUGUUGACUCGCCCUCUGCCUGUGCUUAUAGCUUAAAUUAGGGUUUCAAUAUAUAAAGUUGACGGCCCAAUACUCUGUACCAAAACAUUGUAUAAAUGUAUAAUAAUUCAAGCUCAUUGGUUGAAAAUUGCUUCCAAUUGCCACAGCCAAACAUCAGCGCAUUUACAGAAAAGGGGGAAAGAUAAAGUGUUGUGGUUUCAAUGGGUUUGCUGCUGCUAUUCCUCUUGACCGUUAGAAGUCUGAAAAUACCUAUUCCUUCAAGUACUUAGCACAAACGUCCUGGUCUGGAAAACGUUACUGGCCUUCACAAUGGUGUCAAAGCAGUUGACAGUCCAUUUCAGAAAAUAUGAACCUCAACCAAGUUGCAUUGAUGGGAUGGGAGUUUCAAAAGAUGAAUAAAGAUUGUCCAUGCUGGGACACAAAGAAAUUGGACAGUUGGAAUUGAAGCACGAUCUUAACAUGACCAGGAAUAAAUACCUCAACUUGGGAAUGGAGUGUUAUAUAGUGAACUUCACCACCCCUCUCUUCAAGCUUUAUGAAUUACAGCUUUUGAUUAAAUGGUAUAUUCAUGUUUGUGCCACUGCAUAUGAUAAAAAUGGUUCUGCCU
Messenger RNA from Conger conger (European conger), 3311 nucleotides. RefSeq names its product sodium- and chloride-dependent transporter XTRP3-like. Gene Ontology annotation, biological process: sodium ion transmembrane transport. Gene Ontology annotation, cellular component: plasma membrane. The coding region runs from base 47 to 1846 and encodes 599 amino acids. Gene Ontology annotation, molecular function: L-proline transmembrane transporter activity. The record is from RefSeq and is a predicted model, not a curated record. NCBI's taxonomy places the organism in Eukaryota, Metazoa, Chordata, Actinopteri, Anguilliformes, Congridae. The transcript is spliced from 11 exons.